Molecule: messenger RNA, 1158 nt
Organism: Malassezia japonica
Lineage: Eukaryota; Fungi; Basidiomycota; Malasseziomycetes; Malasseziales; Malasseziaceae
Gene: MSW1
Product: tryptophan--tRNA ligase
Exons: 2
Coding region: 1-1158 (385 amino acids)
Biological process (GO): mitochondrial tryptophanyl-tRNA aminoacylation
Cellular component (GO): mitochondrial matrix; mitochondrion
Molecular function (GO): ATP binding; tryptophan-tRNA ligase activity
Source: RefSeq, a predicted model, not a curated record
AUGCGGAGCGUGGCCGUGCACCAUGCGCUGCGUGCGCCGCUGCGCCUGGCGCGUGUGCCUGUGUGCGGCUAUGCGACUGUCGCUAGGCCCCCGUCUAAGCGUGUGAUUUUGUCAGGCAUCCAGCCGACCGGCGUGCCGCAUCUCGGCAACUACCUCGGCGCCCUCAAAGCAUGGGUCGACCUGCAGAACACGGCCAAGCCGGACGAUGAGCUGUUCUUUUUCAUCGUCGGCCUGCACGCGCUGACCGUGCCGCAGGACCCCAAGCGGCUCUUCCAGGACCGCCGCAACAUGAUGGCCGCGCUCGUGGCGAUGGGCAUCGACACCGAGCGCUGCACGCUCUUUCACCAGGACGAGGUGCCGGAGCACGCCGAGCUCAUGUGGAUUUUGUCGUGCAUCACGUCGUUUGGUCGCCUCGAGCGCAUGACGACGUGGAAGUCAAAGCUGCAGACGCUCCACGAUAGCGAGCAGGUGUCCAGCGCGCAACUCCAGACCGGCCUAUUUACCUACCCCGUGCUGCAAGCCGCCGAUAUCCUUCUAUACCAUGCGACGCACGUCCCGGUCGGCGAGGACCAGACGCAGCAUCUCGAGCUGACGCGCGACCUCGCGCAGCAGUUCAACAACGCCGUGAAGAAGCCCUACUUUUACCAGCCCAACUGCCUGCUGACGCCGUCGAAGCGCAUCCUCUCGCUGCGCAACCCCGACCAAAAGAUGUCCAAGUCGGCGCCCGAUGCCAACUCGCGCAUCCUCGUCACCGACUCGCCCGCCGAGAUCCACGCAAAGGUCAAAAAGGCCGUCACCGACAGCGAGCGGAGCGUGACCUUUGAGCCGGAGCGCCGCCCCGGCAUGAGCAACCUCGUGUCGAUCUUGGCGGCGCUGGGCGGCGGCACGCUCGCGCCCCAGCUCUCGUCGCCAAACGCCUCGCCGGAGGAGGUCGCGCGUGUGCUCGACGUGGCGACCGGCGGCUCGGGUGCGCAGCUCAAGAGCAUCCUGGCCGAGAGCAUUAUCGAGGCGCUGCGCCCCUUCCAGGACGAGUACGCGCGCCUCAUCCAGGAGCCCGAGCACCUCGCGCAGCUCGAGGCGCGCGGCCGUGACAAGGCGCGGGAGCGUGCGUCGGCGACGAUGCGCGACGUGCGCCGCCUGCUCGGUCUUUCAAAGUAG